GCCAAGAUAGAACAGAGCAAAAGAUGCUGAGAAUAUCUUUCUGAUUGUGUGGCCACCCAUCACCACACUUGCUAGAUAGAGAUACACACAGACAUGAAGCUUAUUCUGUUCUGCUUUUUUGGAGUCUUUUGCUGCUGUGAUGGUCUGGAGAUGCACUGUGACAUCAGAGGUGGUGGAGCACCUUGUUAUGGACCUUUGGGAGGAUCUUUGAUCAUCAAGCUGAUGGAAGUAAACACCAACAUAGAAAUAUGGAAUUUAAAAAAAAACACAAUAACGAUCCUGAGAUGGAGAGGGGGAAGGUUUACACCCGGGAAUGACAAGAGCAGAUACUUCUUCGGUCGACAGAAUGGAAGCUUGACAAUAGCAUCUCUGACCACAGAGGAUGCUGGCACUUAUCUUUUAGAGGGAUUUGAUAAGGAUGGAUACUACAUAUCUCACAGAAAUUUCCGCAUCUAUGUUGAAGGAUUAACUCCUAGCGUCAGCAGCCUCCCCACUGACACCAGCAUGGCUCCCGGCCCGAAGAAUCAGUCUCAGAUUGACAAUGCAGGAAACUUGACCAUCAAAGACUACUGGCCCAUACUGGUGGGAGUCCUCGUCGCUGUGGUCCUGCUGUCUGUUUUAUUUACAGGAAAAAACAAAAAGGUCUGGAGAUGCACUGUGACAUCAGAGAAGGUGGAGUACCUUGUCAUGGAUCUUUGGGAGGAUCUUUGAUCAUCAAGCUGAUGGAAGAAAACACCAAUGUACCAAAAUGGACUUCAAAAAAAGACACAAUAACGAUCCUGAAGUGGAUAGAAAAGUUUACAUUCGGGAAUGACAAGAGCAGAUACUUCUUCGGUCGACAGAAUGGCAGUUUGACAAUAGCAUCUCUAAACAGGGCUGAUACUGGUGCUUAUCGCUUAGAGGGAUUUGAUAAGGAUGGAUACAACAUAUCUCGCGCAAUUUUCCGCAUCUAUGUUGAAGGUAAAUAUUGUUCAUUUAUGUAUGAAUAUAAUCUCACGUCACAGAAGAACAGUGCUGCUCUAAUCCAAGUCUCAGACAGCUGACUGAGGACGAUCAAACACUCACACUGUUGAGAAUCAGGUCACACUAUUUAGUAAGAGAGGUGUGUGGGAACAGUGGGAAGAGCUUCCUUUUUAAAGGUCAUUUUUUUGCUCAAAUAUAACAGAACAUACAUAACUGUCAUGACCCAAGUGUAGAAUUGUUGCCAGUGAAUAGAAACGACAAGAGUAAGAGUUAACAAUGAAUUUCAAUACAAUAAACCCAAAUUAUACACGAACAAGAAUGAAUAACUGAGGACGUAGACACCAGAAGUGGCGCAAAGAAGAGAAAACCUGAAAACAGAAAAGCAGGUGAAUUAAGUUCAAACCUAAAAUAACGGGACAACUGAAAAGCACUAGGAAACAAAACAAACAAGGAUAAGCUAUGACACGGGGAAACAGAAAUGGCACUAACACUCACACACGACAGAAAUGGCACUAACACUCACACACGAACAGGAGCUACAAGAGAUCAGAGGGUCGAGAGAGAGAGUAUUACCGUCGGAACACGGAGUGACCAUCUGGCAGCACAGACUGUAACCCAGAUGUCCAUGCAGUCUGAUCGGCAGAAUGGGAUCCAGCUGUGCUGCCAUCAAGCUAGAAGCGAGGGGAUGAAUAAAGGAAACAACACACCAGAACACAGGAAAUAACAGAAUAAAAGCACACAAAAACCAAACCAUAACAAUAACCAUUAUAACUAAUAAUCAUUUACAUCAAGGAUUGUGAACCUCCAAUAUAUGUAUGGAUGAAACUAACCUCAUACUAAUCUCUACCCGGCUCCACUGAUGAUCCAUCUCUUCAUAGGAUUAACUCCUACCGUCAGCAGCCUCCCGGCCUGAAGAAUCAGUCUCAUAAUCACAUUUCAGGUAAUAAAAAGCUCAACCUUCCCGAAGAGCUCCUCCUCACAACUCUUCACAGAAAAAGCAGCAGACUUCUCGCCUUUACUGGUGGCACUCCGCUUCGGUGUGUUCCUGCUCUUGGCCAUCGGAGCUCUUGCCUACUUUUGCAGGGAAAAACGCAAAGGUGGGAAGCUAAAUCGCAUCAACAUAACUAUGGUGAAUUUGAUACCACACCUGUAAGUAAUAACAUUGAUGUGAGUCCUAAGAGUUUCUUCGUGUAGACGAAGAAACUCAAUCAAUGUUUACUUUUAAUAAACACAAAAUCAAUAGCCAUGAACCCUCAAAGCUGAAUGCAUGUUGAACUGACUAGUGGCGAGUCAUCUUUCUGCUUCCUCCACUGCAUUUUCAACAUCACACCUCUUACCACAAUGAUGCUAUUGUUUGAGAUCUCACAACUUUUCUCAUCGCCACAGUGCGAGCUGUCAGACGGUGGCUAACUAACUAAGUUAACAAAGUACACAGGGCAUUGCACAACAGCAAAUCCUGCAUCCAACCUUUUAGUCAAGCAGCCUUCUCUAUUCUCUGCCGGACUUCACGAUACUUGGUUACCUAACUUUUGCAGCAUGAAGUAUAUUAAGCUGUGGGGCUCUUUCAAAAGCCUCAUCAGCUCAAAGUGUUCAUCACACCUCUGUUUUGCUUUUUUAGCUGCUGUCGACACGUUUGAAAUGACACAAGUGAUGACGGCCGACCAAAGACUCUCGUGAGCGUUCCAUGGUGCGAGCCCUGACAUUCAUUUGAUGGGGAAUUAGAAAAUGUUGCCAAGUGAAAUGUAACCUCGCAAUGCUUCAUGAUUUAAAAAUGCUUUGCUUGUGCUAAUAUUUGUGUGAAUUAUCAAAAAUAAAUGUAUUUUCCUGCAACCAAUAGACUUGUUUUAAAAGACGAAGUCCAGUCUUGAGGUCUGGUUUGGUUUGUUAAAGCUCAACAACUGUGUCAUGCUAGAAUCAAUCACAGCUGGAUAAUGUGUGUGUUCAGUGUUGGUUCUUAUAAAAUGCAUAUCUGCUUUUGGUCAACAAAAAACUGGCUGUUUGCUUCCUUGUGAAGGAACCGGAAUAAGGGUUGCACUUUGAAACAACCAACAUCGCAAGAUAGGAGCGCAAUCUUGCAGCAUUUGUUAUAUUGUCAUGGUUUUAAAUUUCCAAAGAGGAAGCCACAAACUAAAAGCAGUAGUUGAAUGCAGCAGGGGGGACUGUGUUCUUCUGUCAAAGCUGCUGAUAUAUACCACAUGCUAUAUUGUGAUUCUCUU
Molecule: messenger RNA, 3179 nt
Organism: Synchiropus splendidus (mandarinfish)
Lineage: Eukaryota; Metazoa; Chordata; Actinopteri; Syngnathiformes; Callionymidae
Exons: 5
Coding region: 94-711 (205 amino acids)
Source: RefSeq, a predicted model, not a curated record